AUUUGAGUAUUGAAUUUAUAAAAUCGGAUUAAAUUUGGGACGAGAGAAAACGCGUCUCGCCCGUACCGUUCCCACCUCUACCCAAAAGCCGUCUUACAUUAUAUUGGUUUUAGUAAGCAACAAAUAUUCUAUCGGCGUGCGCUCCCAACCUUAUCAACUUUACAGCCUCUUCUUCUAUUCCUUUGAAGGCGAUUACGCUCAGGUAAAUUUUGUAGCUGCUUCUUUUCGGCAAUUAUUACUUUACCUAACAAUGGCAGAUGGUCACGAAACUGAUAAAAAUAUUGAGAUAUGGAAGAUCAAGAAGCUGAUCAAAGCACUUGAAGCUGCUAGAGGCAAUGGCACCAGCAUGAUAUCACUCAUAAUGCCUCCACGUGAUCAGAUAGCGAGGGUUACAAAGAUGUUGGGAGAUGAAUUUGGAACUGCUUCAAACAUCAAAAGCAGAGUUAAUCGUCAAUCUGUGUUAGGUGCAAUCACUUCUGCACAGCAGAGGCUCAAACUUUAUAGUAAGGUUCCUCCCAAUGGGCUUGUGCUCUACACAGGAACAAUUGUGACUGAAGAUGGGAAGGAGAAGAAAGUCACAAUUGAUUUUGAGCCUUUCAGGCCUAUAAAUGCAUCUCUUUAUCUCUGUGACAACAAGUUUCACACAGAGGCACUGAAUGAACUUUUGGAAUCAGAUGACAAGUUUGGUUUUAUUGUGAUGGAUGGUAAUGGGACUCUUUUCGGGACAUUAAGUGGUAACACCAGAGAGGUGCUUCAUAAGUUCAGUGUUGAUCUUCCAAAGAAGCAUGGGAGAGGAGGACAAUCAGCCCUUCGUUUUGCUCGACUUCGAAUGGAAAAGCGCCACAACUAUGUGAGGAAGACUGCUGAGCUUGCCACUCAGUUUUUUAUCAAUCCUGCCACCAGCCAGCCUAACGUUUCUGGAUUGAUACUGGCUGGAUCAGCUGAUUUCAAAACUGAGCUGAGCCAAUCAGAUAUGUUUGAUCAGCGGCUUCAGGCUAAGAUUCUGAAUGUGGUUGAUGUCUCUUAUGGAGGAGAGAAUGGUUUCAACCAGGCAAUUGAGCUUUCCUCAGAAAUCCUGUCAAAUGUGAAAUUUAUACAGGAGAAGCGCUUAAUAGGGAAAUACUUUGAGGAGAUCAGUCAAGAUACUGGGAAGUAUGUUUUCGGUGUGGAUGACUCAUUGAAGGCCUUGGAGAUGGGAGCUGUUGAGAUACUAAUUGUGUGGGAAAAUCUGGACAUAACUAGGUAUGUGCUGAAGAACACUACUACCGGUGAUGUUGUCAUAAAACAUUUGAACAAGGAGCAGGAAGCUAAUGAGAGCAACUUUCGUGAUUCAGCCACCUCCUCUGUUAUGGAGGUUCAGGAGAAGAUGGCUCUUUUAGAGUGGUUUGCUAAUGAAUACAAGCAGUUUGGUUGUAGUCUUGAGUUCGUUACCAACAAAUCACAGGAGGGUUCUCAGUUCUGCAGGGGGUUUGGUGGGAUAGGAGGUAUCCUUCGAUACCAGCUUGACAUGAGAUCAUUUGAUGAGCGUUCUGAUGAUGAAGUCUAUGAUGAUUCUGAAUAGCAAUCAAUCAACCCUACCCCAUUGCUGGUGCAGGAUAAUGGGGUUGAAAGCAAAGCCUGCACCAAUGCCAGAGCUGUCGCGGAUACUGCUGCUGCUCACAAUACCUCAAAAGUUUACCAUGCAUCCAUCUAAUUAAGGCUUUAACCAAACGAUGGAGCAGAUAAAAUGUCGAAAAGGCAUAGCUGGGAAGAUUGCUUACACUUGCUAGGAAUUCUAUGGAGCUUCCUUUCUAUUUUCUUGGACCAGGGCCCUUGCAUAUAUUCAAAUAGCGUAUUGCUGUUAUUUAAACAUUGCCACGGUUACAAAUCUGUGGUUGUCUGGAGCUAUUUUGUUUGUCUCUUUUACUUUGUAGAAAUAAUGCUCGUGUUAUGCCCUAGUUGCCUUUGGUUGAAAGAGUAUGAUUUGUCAUAUUUUAUUUCUCGUGGACGUUGUAAUGUGUGGUUUCCUGAUUCCAACUUAUUGGAAACAUAUCUUAUUGAAUUAAUAAGAUAACUAUAUUUAGUAAUAA
Molecule: messenger RNA, 2069 nt
Organism: Durio zibethinus
Lineage: Eukaryota; Viridiplantae; Streptophyta; Magnoliopsida; Malvales; Malvaceae
Product: eukaryotic peptide chain release factor subunit 1-3
Biological process (GO): translational termination
Molecular function (GO): translation release factor activity
Source: RefSeq, a predicted model, not a curated record